AUGAGUGCAGAGGAGAGGGGAGGAGAGGAAAGGAGAGGAAAGGAGAGGUAAGGAGAGGAGAGCGGAGGAGAGGGUAGGAGAGGUAAGGAGAGGAGAGCGGAGGAGAGGGUAGGAGAGGUAAGGAGAGGAGAGCGGAGGAGAGGGUAGGAGAGGUAAGGAGAGGAGAGUGGAGGAGAGGGUAGGAGAGGUAAGGAGAGGAGAGCGGAGGAGAGGGUAGGAGAGGAAAGGAGAGGAAAGGAGAGGAGAGCGAGAGGAGAGGAGAGUAGUGGGAGGUCAGACAAGAAGGAAGGACUUCCUUCUCCUGCAUGGCUAAAUAGUCCAUGUUGUCCAUUGCUUAAUAAUACAUAGUGCUUUGCUAAAACCCAAAGACACUUAUAGAACAGGAGCCUUCAUUGAAUCUGAUAUAGACCACUUUUUAGGCAUUUAUCCCAUGCAUUUGAGAACCUUCAUGUGUUUGUAAUCCACUGCAUAAUAGCAUCUAAAAUCAGACUGUUUACAUGAAAAUGGGUUUUAUAAUGUAUUGAUAAAUGCCAUACAAACAGACACACAGUGGCACACACACACAGACACACACACACACACACACAUUUAUUGCAAGUGACUUCUUUUUUUUUUGCUUUCAGAACCAUUUAGAAAGUUUGGACAAGCGGUUAAACACGUUUUUGUACUGCGUGUUUGGAGCGAGAGGUAUGUACUUGCCAAUGAAGACUGCAAAUAGGGUUGUUGAAAAAAUACAAAUAUGGUUGUUGAAAAAAUACAAAUAUGGUUGUCAAAACUACAAAUAAAUCUGUUCAGACUACAGCGUAGCAUCAGCUGAUGUGUGACUGACAUUACAGAGUCCUUCAAGGCUCACCUCAUGCAGGAGAGUAGAUCCAGGACACUGUAUGUCAACAGACUGGCCCAUCUGAAUACUAGGAAUCUCCACAGCGGUGCCUUAUCACCUUGUUAAGUAACAUUCAACACAUUUUACACUUCAUAGCCUAUUAGGCUUUAUACCUGUAUAAUGAAGGUGUAAUAGCCUAUGUCAUAACUCUGUAAUAGAUUAGUAAAUGCAUACACUUAUGGAAUACUUAUAACUUUUGAUAAAGACGUAAUAUGUAACUACCUAGCUGCACAUAACAGGUCCAAGGUAAGUUAUGAUAGAAGUGUCGCCCUAAGGUUGCGAGGGGAAGUCAUGUUUUAGGGAAUUAGUUUCAUAUUGAUAUAUGGAUGUUUUGCGAACAAACGUUGCGAUUCAUUCCUGUCAUGCACUGUCAUAGCCUCUACUCAUCUCCACAAGAUCCACUGGCCAGAGUCAAAUGAAAGCUGCUAUGGAAUAGAAAUGCCCCCCCGGACAGCGCAAUAGCAGAAAAACAACACCAUUAACUAUGAAAAUGAAAGCAGUGACAGCUUGCAAAGCAGCGUGUUCAUGCCCCAUUAGUUCAUAGACAAGGACAUGGUGACUAGUGUAUAAACACUAUACUCUAUUUACAUUUCAGUUAACAAUUAGUCAACAGUCUUAUUAUCCAUUAUAGAUUUUUCUUGUAUUUAAUGUACACCAUUUAGUUCAUAGACAAGGACAUAGUGACAUUCAAUAAAACUGAUUUGAAUGUGCAUUAUCUGGUACAUACAGUGCAUUCGGAAAGUAUUCAGACCCCUUGACCUUUUCCACAUUUUGUUACUUUACAGCCUUAUUCUAAAAUUGAUUAAAUUGUUUUGUUUUUCUCAUCGAUCUACACACAAUACCGCAUAAUGACAAAGCAAAAAGAGGUUUGUAGACAUUUUUGCAAAUGUAUGAAAAAUUAAAAACAGAAAUAAUACAUUUAACAUAAGUAUUCAGACCCUUUACUCAGUACUUUGUUGAAGCACCUUUGGCAGCAAUUACAGCCUUGAGUUUUCUUGGGUAUGACACUACAAGCUUGGCACACCUGUAUUUGGGGAGUUUCUCCCAUUCUUCUCUGCAGAUACUCUCAAGCUCUGUCAGGUUGGAUGGGGAGCAUUGCUUCACAGCUAUUUUCAGGUCUUUCCAGAGAUGUUCGAUCAGGUUCAAGUCCAGGCUCUGGCUGGGCCACUCAAGGACAUUCAGAGACCUGUCCCGAAGCCACUCUGCGUUGUCUUGGCUGUGUGCUUAGGGUCGUUGUCCUGUUGGAAGGUGAACCUUCGCCCCAGUCUGAGGUCCUGAGCGCUCUGGAGCAGAUUUUCAUCAAGGAUCUCUCUGUACUUUGCUCCAUUCAUUUUUGCCUCAAUCCUGACUAGUCUCCCAGUCCCUGCCGCUGAAAAACAUCCCCACAACAUGAUGCUGCCACCACCAUGCUUCACUGUAGGGAUGGUGCCAGGUUUCCUCCAGAUGUGACUCUUGGCAUUCAGGCCAAAGAGUUCAAUCUUGGUUUCAUCAGACCAGAGAAUCUUGUUUCUCAUGGUCUGAGAGUCUAUAAGUGCCUUUUGGCAAACUCCAAACGGGCUGUCAUGUGCCUUUUACUGAGGAGUGGCUUCCAGCUGGCCACUCUACCGUAAAGGCCUGAUUGGUGGAGUGCUGCAGAGAUGGUUGUCCUUCUGGAAGGUUCUCCCAUCUCCACAGAGGAACUCUAGAGCUCGGUCAGAGUGACCACCUGUUUUUGCUUUGUCAUUAUGGGGUAUUGUAUGUAGACUGCUGAGGAUUUUUAUUUAAUCAAUUUUAGAAUAAGGCUGUAACGUAACAAAAUAUGGAAAAAGUCAAGGGGUCUAAAUACUUUCCGAAGGCACUGUAGAUCAUGUGUAGGACGUUUAUGAUCAUGUAUAAACACUACUCUAUUUACAUUUCAGUUAGUUAACAAUUAGUCAACAGUCUUGCUUUCCUUUAUAGAUUUUUCUUGGAUUUAGUUAUAAACCAUUUAACUAGGCUACUAUAAGGGUAUGUAAUCAUAUAACAAACAUAUUAACAACAGACUAUAUAUGUUUAUAAUCAGUUCAAAUAGAGUGCAAUAUUAGAUAUUAUAAACUGGGUGGGUCGAGCCCUGAAUGCUGAUUGGCUGACAACAAAACAUUUAUUUUUACUGCUCUAAUUACGUUGGUAACCAAUUUAUAAUAGCAAUAAGGCACCUCGGGGGUUUGUGGUAUAUGGCCAAUAUACCAUGGCUAAGGGCUGUAUCCAGGCACUCCACGUUGCAUCGUGCUUAAGAACAGCCCUUAGCCGUGGUAUAUUGGCCGUAUAUUGGCCAUAUACCACACCUCCUCGUGCCUUAUUGCUUAAUUAUUGCCUAUGACAGGUUGAGCAGUCAUGGUUUCAAUGGUGUAAUAAUAAGAUGUGAUUGGAUGAUGAUACCAGCGGUGAACAGUCAUGGUUUCAAUGUUGUAAUAAUAAGAUGUGAUUGGAUGAUGAUACCAGCGGUGAUCGUUCACUGUGUUCUCUUUCCCUUCCUUAGACUCCAGAGUACGAGGAUGGUUUCUGUUGGACUCGUACCUCCCCACCCUCUCCUUCACCAUCGUCUACCUCCUCAUAGUAUACCUGGGACCAAAAUUCAUGAGGAACAGGCCAGCGUACUCACUCAAGGGUGUUUUACUAGUGUACAACUUCUCUGUGACUAUGCUCUCCCUUUACAUGCUGGUUGAGGUAAGUUGUUCUAAGACAAACAGCAUAAAGAGAGAUGUCUGUGGAUGAGUUGGGGCUAUUGAGUGCCUUGAUACCCUGGGUUGUGUUAAUUAGGGAUCAAACGGAAUAAUUACCUAGACUUGUCCAAUAAGAAACACACAUUUUCAUUUUCCAUUGAAAAAUGUUUUGAAACAUUUUCCAUGGCAUGCCCUAAUGAACAAUACCCUGAGAAUGGAUAUCUGGCGGUAGAGUGUGUCUUACUGAGAAACUGUAGGUAUAAAGAGCAUUUCUCUGUCAGACAAGUCAGAAGACAUCUAUAUUAAUAACAUUCUAGUAUUAUGCAGUGGGCAAAAGUGAUGCUGAUGCUUCGAUAAAUUAUUCACUCUGAAAACAAAGAGAUGAUGUCUCAAAGUGAUGUUCCUUCACCCCUCCGAGCGUGUGUGUGGGUGUGUAAAUGUGUGUGUGUGUGUGUAAAUGUGUGACGCGUACUGAGUAUACGAAGAGGCAGUCCAGGGCUAAAUAGGGGUGGUGAUGAGAUGAUGAGGUGCAGGUGCGCUGGAGGUGAUUAGGGUGCGUUGGGUUUCCAUUCCGGUGUUGCCGAGGUGGUGUGCUCAGACUGGUGGCUCAGUAGACCGGCGAAUCAGAGUGCCGGAGGGGAGCAACGGGAGGAGACGUGACAAUUCACAUUUCUCCCCCUUCACCAACAGGCUGUGUUCCCGGAGGCGGAGUAGGACAGCUCGGACGUCCCUGACGUGCUCCUCGAACGUAGCCGAGUAGAUCAGGAUAUUGUUGAUGUACACCACCACCUGUCUACUCAGCAUGUCCCGGAACACAUCAUUGACGAAGGACUGGAACACAGAAGGUGCGUUGGCGAGGCCGUAGGGCAUGACGCAGUAUUCAUAGUGGCCUGUGGUAGUGCUGAAUGCAGUCUUCCACUCGUCUCCUUCCCGGAUUCGGAUCAGGUUUUAGGCACUCCUCAGGUCCAACUUGGUAAAGUACCGUGCGCCUCGUAGUUGCUCGAUGGCCGACGGAACCAGAGGGAGGGGGUACCGGUACUUGGUGGUGACUGCGUUCAGCCACCUGUAGUCAAUGCACGGUCUCAGUCCUCCAUCUUUUUUGGCCACGAAGAAGAAGCCGGCGGAGGCAGGAGAGGUAGAGCGUCUGAUGAACCCCUGUUUCAGGGUCUCUGCCACAUACUUCUCCAUGGCCUCAGUCUCCGCCAUGGAAAGGGGGUAAAUGCAACUCUUCGCGGGGUGUUGUCCCUCCAGCAGGUCAAUGGCGCAGUCCCAGGGCCUGUGAGGAGGGAGACACAUAGCCUUUAAUGAAGAGAAGACAUCGGAGAGAUCUGCGUACUCACGUGGAAUGUUGGGCUGGAGGGCGGACUCUGGACUCUCCACUGACGUGGAACAACAAACCACCGGCAGGCAGGUCUUCCGGCAUGAGGUGGACCAGGCUGUGAUCCUCUUGGUGCUCCAAUUGAUGAUGGGGUUGUGUAGUCUGAGCCAGGGCAAUCCCAAGACGAUCCGGUGAAGGGGUGAUGUGACGAUGUGGAAUGACAGCUCCUCGUGGUGCUCCGGUAGUGUGGGAAUGGUGAUGGUAUUGGGGAGAGUGACGUGCGUAAUGGUGCCUGAUCCAAGGGGUUUAUUGUCCAGUGAGGUGACGUGUAGCGUAGAUGGCAGUGGCACGGUGGGCAACCCCCAUUUAGAGACCAGCUCCCUAUCUAUAAGGUUCCCCGCUGAUCCAGAAUCUAUCAUUGCAGUAGAAAUGGAAGAGAAGGAAUAACCAGUCACCGUUAUGGGAACUAAAAACAAUGGUUUUGAGAUAGGAGCUGACGUAACACUCACGGAGCGGCGACGGGAGUCAUACCGCCUAGAUAGGGAGCCACCAGGAGAUCUGUGGUCCGUGGUGGUGUAGGGGGUGCUGCCCACCUCCAUGGGUGAGGACUCGGAAGCAGGGCGGCUUCCAUAGCUCAGAUGGGGUGAGCGUCGAGGCUCCGGGAGGUGUUGGGAACGCUGUCUCUCUCUCAACAUGUCAUCAAUAUAUGGACGUGGUGAUGAGGGUAUCAAGGUCCAUCUCGUCGUCCCGACAUGCGAGUUCCGUCAUGAUGUCCUCCCGUAAGCCUCUCCUGAAGGCUGUGCACAGAGCACGCUCAUUCCAGCCGGAAGACGCCGCCACCAUGCGGAAGCUCAGAGCGUACUUGGACGCAGGCCCCUCUCUCUGUUGUAGAUGGAGGAGAUGCUCACCCCCGUCAUUUCCCUCCGUGGGAUGAUCAAACACUGCCCUGAACCUAGCGAGGAAGGUGGGGUAGGGAAGUGCCACUGCCUCCUCUCCAUCCCAGACUGCCGUGGCCCAAUCCAGCUCCUUUCCUUUAAGAAGUGAAAUCACCAACGCUAUCCUGGCUUGGUCAGAUGGAUAUGCCCCAGGCUGACGCGCCAGAUAAAGGGAAACCUGUAGCAGGAAGCCGCUACAUUUAGUAGUUUUACUGUCAUAGCGCUCCGGUAGGGCGAGGGUUCCCGCAGGAGUGGGUGAUAGCACGGGAACAGGUGGAUUGGGGGCACUGGCCGCUCCCUGAGGUGGAACCGGAGCGCUGGGCAGAUUAUGCAGAGUUUGGAGCACUUCCUGCAUGGCGGCGUUCAACUGGGCAAGCUGCUGCUGGUGCUGGUCGAGGCACUGGGAAACUCCUGCUGUAUCCAUUUUCGUUUGGUGUGUGAUUCUGUGACGCGUACUGAGUAUACGAAGAGGCAGGACGCAGACGCAGGAAUUAACAAGGUCAAGGUUUACUUAACAAUGAGCAAGAGCAAUAACAAAGAUAGAGUAAACGACACGAAGGUUAACAAUCACAACCAACAUCUUCAAAUAGCCACCCUUUGCCUUGAUGACAGCUUUGUACAAUCUUGGCAUUCUCUCAACCAGCUUCAUGAGGUAGUCACCUGGAAUUCAUUUCAAUUAACAGGUGUGCCUUCUUAAAAGUUAAUUUGUGGAAUUUCUUUCCUUCUGAAUGCGUUUGAGCCAAUCAGUUGUGUUGUGACAAGGUAGGGGGGUAUACAUAAGAUAGCCCUAUUUGGUAAGUCCAUAUUAUGGCAAGAACAGCUCAAAUAAGCAAAGAGAAACGACAGUCCAUCAUUACUUUAAGACAUGAAGGGCAGUCAAUACGGUACAUUUCAAGAACUUUGAACGUUUCUUCAAGUGCAGUCGCAAGAACCAUCAAGCGCUAUGAUGAAACUGGCUCUCAUGAGGACUGCCACAGGAAUGGAAGACCCAGAGUUACCUCUCCUGCAGUGGAUAAGUUAAUUAGAGUUACCAGCCUCAGAAAUUGCAGCCCAAAUAAAUGCUUCACAGAGUUGAAGUAGACACAUCUCAACAUCAACUGUGUGAAUCAGGCCUUCAUGGUCGAAUUGCUGCAAAGAAACCACUACUAAAGGACACCAAUCAGAAGAAGAGACUUGCUUGGGCCAAGAAACACGAGCAAUGGACAUUAGACCGGUGGAAAUGUGUCCUUUGGUCUGGAGUCCAAAUUUGAGAUUUUUGGUUCCAACCGCCGUGUCUUUGUGAGACGCGGUGUGGGUGAACGGAUGAUCUCCGCAUGUGUAUUUCCCACCAUAAAGCAUGGAAGAGGAGGUGUUAUGGUGUGGGGGUGCUUUGCUGGUGACACUGUCUGUGAUUUAUUUAGAAUUCAAGGCACACUUAACCAGCAUGGCUACCAUAGCAUUCUGUGGUGAUACGUCAUCCCAUCUGGUUUGGGCAUAGUGGGACUAUCAUUUGUUUUUCAACAGGACAAUGACCCAACACACCUCCAGGCUGUGUAAGGGCUAUUUUACCAAGAAGGAGAGUGAUGGAGUGCUGCAUCAAAUGACCUGGCCUCCACAAUGCCCCGACCUCAAUGCAAUUGAGAUGGUUUGGGAUGAGUCGGACCGCAGAGUGAAGGAAAAGCAGCCAACAAGUGCUCAGCAUAUGUGGGAACUCCUUCAAGACGGUUGGAAAAGCAUUCUGUAUUAAUGGCACCUGUUUGAACUUGUUAUCAGUAUAAAAGACACCUGUCCACAACCUCAAACAGUCACACUCCAAACUCCACUAUGGCCAAGACUCAAAUCCUGCAGUGCCAGACGUGUCCCCCUGCUUAAGCAAGUACAUGUCCAGGCCCGUCUGAAGUUUGCUAGAGUGCAUUUGGAUGAUCCAGAAGAGGAUCGGGAGAAUGUCAUAUGGUCAGAUGAAACCAAAAUAGAACUUUUUGGUAAAAACUCAACUCGUCGUGUUUGGAGGACAAAGAAUGCUGAGUUGCAUCCAAAGAACACCAUACCUACUGUGAAGCAUGGGGGUGGAAACAUCAUGCUUUGGGGCUGUUUUUCUGCAAAGGGACCAGGACGACUGAUCCGUGUAAAGGAAAGAAUGAAUGGGGCGGCAGGUAGCUUAGUGGUUAAGAGCGUUGUGCCAGUAACCGAAAGGUCGCUGGUUCUAAUCCCCGAGCCGACUAGGUGAAAAAUCUGUUGAUGUGCCCUUGAGUAAGGCACUUAACCCUAAUUGCUCAUGUAAGUCGCUCUGGAUAAGAGCGUCUGCUAAAUGACUAAAAUGUAAUGUAAAUGAAUGGGGCCAUGUAUCGUGAGAUUUUGAGUGAAAACCUCCUUCCAUCAGCAAGGGCAUUGAAGAUGAAACGUGGCUGGGUCUUUCAGCAUGACAAUGAUCCCAAACACACCGCCCGGGCAAUGAAGGAGUGGCUUCGUAAGAAGCAUUUCAAGGUCCUGGAGUGGCCUAGCCAGUCUCCAGAUCUCAACCCCAUAGAAAAUCUUUAUAGGGAGUUGAAGGUCCAUGUUGCCCAGCGACAGCCCCAAAACAUCACUGCUCUAGAGGAGAUCUGCAUGGAGGAAUGGGCCAAAAUACCAGAAACAGUGUGUGAAAACCUUGUGAAGACUUACAGAAAACGUUUGACCUGUGUCAUUGCCAACAAAGGGUAUAUAACAAAGUAUUGAGAAACUUUUGUUAUUGACCAAAUACUUUUUUUUUUUCCUAAUUUUGUCUGUCAUAUUUGACGUGUACCUAUGAUGAAAAUUACAGGCCUCUCUCAUCUUUUUAAGUGGGAGAACUUGCACAAUUGGUGGCUGACUAAAUAUUUUUUUCCCCCACUGUAGGUGUGCCCAAACUUUUGACUGGUAGUGUAUAUAUAUAUUUACAGUAUUCUAAUUCUAUAGUAGAGGUCAUGUUACACUUUUGUCUUCCGGGAAGGGAGAAAGGGAGGGAAGGAGAAAGGAAGAGAAGGAUGGAGGGAUGGAGAAAGAUAAGAGAAGGAUGGAGUGAUGGAGAAAGAUAAAAGGGAUGGGGAGGAACGCUUGGUACUAUCUCACUUUCAGCUCCCUUCCCUUCCCACUCUCGCCCCCCCAGCUUUCUCCCUCCCUCUCUCGCCCCCCCAGCUUUCUCCCUCCCUCUCUCGCCCCCGUAGCUUUCUCACCCCUUCCUCGCUCCACCCAGCUUUACCCUCCCUCUCUCACCCCUCCCGUAGCUUUCUCCUCCUCUCUCGCCCCCGUAGCUUCUCCCUCCCUCUCUCGCCCCCAGCUUUCUCCUCCCUCUGCCGCACCACCCAGCUUUUCCCUCCCUCUCUCGCCCCUCCCUAGCUUUCUCCCUCCUCUCAUCGCCGCCAGCUUCUCCCUCCCUCUCUCACACCUCCCGUAGCUUUCUCCCUCCUCUCUCGCCCCGUAGCUUUCUCCCCCCUCUCGUCGCCCCCAGCUUUCCCUCCUCUCUGCUCCCCCCACUUUCUCCCUCCUUCUCGCCCCUCCCUAGCUUUCUCCUCCCUCCUUCUUGCCCCUCCCCUUAGGCUUUCUCCCCUCCCUCUAUCACCCCUCCCUUAGCUUUCUCCCUCCUCUCUCUCCCCACUCACUUAGCUUUCUCCCUCCUCUCUCAUCCCCCUACCCUAGCCUUUCUCCCUCCCUUCUUCGCCCCUCCCCUAGCUUUCUCCCUCCCUCUCUCGCCCCCCCUAGCUUUUCUCCUCCCUCUCUCGCCCACCCUAGCUUUCUCCCUCCCUCUCUCGCCCCUCCCGUAGCUUUCUCCCUCCCUCUCUCACCCCUCCCCUAGCUUUCUCCCUCCCUCUCUCGCCCCUCCCGUAGCUUUCUCCCUCCCUCUCUCUGUCUCCCGCCCCACCAUCUCUUUAGCUCCUUCUUUCUCUCACUCCUCUCUCUGUCUCCCUCUCUCACUGUGACCUCUGGGCAUGGGCCCGUCUGCGGUCUCAUAUGACAUGUUGUGCAGUGGGCCAGAGGCCAGAUCAGCUCUGAUUCCAGGCUAGGUGAAGGACCAUACAGACAGACUACUUUCACUGGAAACCCUUCCAGGCAGGCUGCCACUCUUACACAACACAGAUUUUGACUUUUAUAUUGACAGAAAGAUGAUAAUGCUAUGCAAUAAUAGAAAUCCAAAUUAAGAUCCUAUGUAUUAUGUAUAUCUUUUUGAUAGUGUGAAAUAAAGUUUGAGGUGUUUAUUUUGUAGCUCCCGGGCCUCGGCAUCUUUCCUAUGGAUGAGCCCAGUUGAAAAGGCCUUAAGAGGAGCUUGUACUGCAUUACAUGCUUCUAACAUAGCCUCCAGCUUAAACUGUUGGUGUGCACCACUUUUUCAUUUGACUUAAUGUAUAUUCUGUAUGUUUCACUGCACAUAACCCUCAGUUAUCUGAGAUCACACUCUUAUAGCCCUAUGAAAUAUUCAGUUUAUAAACCAGUUGUCCUAAAGACGUACUGCAUAAGGAUCAGUUUCCCGGACACAGAUUAAGCCUCGUCCUAGACUGAAAAGUGUGCUCAAUUGCGAAUCUCCGUUGUGUGGGGCAGGGUGGUGUGUGUGUGUGUGUGUGUGUGUAUGGGGAAGGGGGUGGGUGGUGCUGGUGUGUGGGGUGGGGGGUGGGGUGUGGGGGUGUGUGUGUGUGUGUGCGUGUGGUGUGUGUGGUGGGUGUGGUGUGUGUGUGUGCUGUGGGGCAGGGUGGUGUGUGGUGUGCUGUUGUGUGUGUGGUGUGUGUGUGUGGGGGGGGCAAGGGGGGGUGUGUGUGUGUGUGGUGGGUGUCGUGUGUGUGUGUGUGUGUGUGUGGUGUGUGUGGGGCAGGGUGGUGUGGUGUGUGUGUGUGUGUGUGUGUGGGGCAGGGUGGUGUGUGUGGGUGUGUGUGUGUGUGUGUGGGGCAGGGGGUGUGUGUGUGUGUGUGUUGGUGUGGGUGUUGUGGGGCAGGGGUGGUGGUGUUGUGUGUGUUGUGGGUGUGUGUGUGUGUGUGGUGUGUGGGGCAGGGUGAUGUGUUUGUGUUACAGGGAAAUGGUGCACAACUGUGUGUAUGUGUGUGUUUGGUGAGAGACACUGUGACGUUGACGGUGGUGUUUUGGUUGCAGCUCAUCUGUGCAUCGUGGUCGGGAGGCUACCGGCUGCAGUGUCAGGGACUCCAUGAAGCAGGGGAAGCUGAUGUCAGGGUUAGUGACACGAUGGCCGUGUGUGUGUGUGUGUGCUGACUCACUCCCUAAUCCUUUACACCAUCCGCCUUUCUUCUCUCAGUAACACUUCUGUGGAGCUCUACUGUCUACUCCAUGACUGGCCUAUGAAACCACUGAAAUAGAAAUGUAGAAAUAUAUAAUAUAAUAUAAUAUGCCAUUUAGCAGACGCUUUUAUCCAAAGCGACUUACAGUCAUGCGUGCAUACAUUUUUGUGCAUGGGUGGUCCCGGGGAUUGAACCCACUACCUUGGCGUUACAAGCGCCGUGCUCUACCAGCUGAGCUACAGAGGUUAGCUAAUAGCUAACACACACCCACUCAUCACAUUUUUAAGCAAGGAACCAUGUAGUGUUGACUGUUGUUCCCUUACUACUUAUUAUAAACCAUAUACAUUCUUAAAAAAUGGGUUCCGAAAGGGUUCUUCAGCUGUCCCCGUAGGAUAACCCUUUUCACAGAGGGUUCUACAUGGAACCCAACAGGUUUCUACCUGGAACCAAAAAGGGUUCUCCUAUGGGGACAGCCGUAUAACCCUUUUAGGUUCUAGAUAGCACCUUUUUUUCAGAGUGUAGUUAAGAAAUGCAAUAUGUCGUAUGCAAUAUGUCGUCUGCACUCACAUAUAAAGCAUCUUAUAUACGAGUUGAAUAUGAGUUGAAACUAUGGAGCUGGUAUAAACCAGUUCUCCAUGACUCAAGUAAAUUAUGCUAAAGCCCUUGCUGUUUAGCCUCGUACAACCAGCCUGAUCUUGCGAGCUUACAUAAAUGAUUCGCUACACGGAUACAGUAUAGCGAAUCAUUUAUGUAAGCUCGCGAUAUCAGGUUUAGAGAUUCUAGAGUGGCUUCUGACACAGCGUUUUCCACCACCAUCAACAAAACACCAAAUGAUGGAAUUUGUCGUGGAAGAAUGUGUUGCAUCCCUCCAAUAGAGUUCCAAACACUUGUAGAAUCUAUUCCAUGGUUCCCCAACUGGCGGCCCGCAGUCCGAAUUUGGCCUGCGGGUGGUUUUAUUUGGCCCCCCAAGUUUUCUGAGCUACAAAAAUAGUAUAUAGAUAUAUUUAUAUAUUUCUUUUACAUUUUCAUUGUUGGACAUAAAAGACUGUAAAAACAGCAGGGAAUCAGCUCCAAUUGAUUAAAUAUUGUAUAAAUAUGUUCCCAAGUAUUCCCAUGCAUAAUAGAGAGACAGAUCGUAUACAAAUGUAAGCAAGGUUUGAAAUGAUUAUGUUUUAGUCAAAUAUUAUAUCUGUUAGGGAUUCUUGAGGUCAAUUUGCAGUCUACAAUUGAUCUGUAAUUAUGUUCUGGACGCCCUACCAGCCACUCAAAAAAAUAAAAUCGACCCGCGGCUGAAUCUAUAUAGUUGAUGAUCCCUGAUCUAUGCCAAGGCGCAUUGAAGCUGUUCUGCCGGCUCGUGGUGGACCAACGCUCUAUUAAGACACUAUGAUGGUGUUCCCUUUAGUUUGGCAGUUACCUGUACAUACUCAUGCUGCUACUGUACCUCCUCCAACUUCAAAGGGAAUGAGUUGUAUGAUAUGAUUGUCAGCUAGUGUGUACGAAUGGCUUCAGCAUGACCCCGCCCCAUCCCAUGGCUGCCCCCGCAUCCCCCCGUCAUCUGCACCUCUCUCUCCCCCUAGUUUGAAAACAUUGUAUCUGAAUGUGAUAACAUAAAGCAACAUACACAAGAAUACAGCGGUGUAAUUUAUGACAAAGAAAUGGACACACAAUACAAGAAUGUAACGUUAGAGAUCAUGGCAAAAGUUAAUUAAAAUGUAAUUAACUGUAAAUUAAAUAAUAAGUUAUGAAUGUUUAUUGCUCCGCUAAAACAUUGAAAUUAGAUUAUGGUCAAAUGUUUUGUAUAUAACCACAUUCUUAAGUACUUCUGUAAGUAACAGGGUCAAAGUGACAGAUACAUGAAAGGAAAGUUGAUCCAGUACUGGCCAUGUGACUGCACUGUCACCUAUAGGCUCUUCUAUACACUCUCCACAGGUAGCCAAGGUGCUGUGGUGGUACUACCUCUCCAAGCUGAUUGAGUUCCUUGACACCAUGUUCUUUGUGCUGCGGAAGAAAAACAGCCAGAUCACCUUCCUGCACGUGUAUCACCACGCCUCCAUGUUCAACAUCUGGUGGAGUGUUCUCAACUGGAUCCCCUGUGGACAGAGUAGGUCUCAACCACUUUCGCCAACAUCACUGUUAGAAGAAUGGAUCCUUCGAAGGACUCAACUGAUCCAAGAGUGAAUAAGAAUGGGGCUGGCUGUGUGCUCGGUUUAGAAAUAUAGGCUGCGUUUACAUAGGCUGCCCAAUUCUGAGAUUUUUUUCACUAUUUAGUCUUUUGACCAAUCAGAUCAGCUCUGAAAAAGAUCUGAUGUGAAAAAAUUUGAUGUGAUUGGUCAAAAGACCAGUUAGUGGAAAAAAGAUCUGAAUUGGGCUACCUGUCUAAACGCAGCCUUAGAGGUUAAUGUAAGGGUCAGAUUAAAGCUGGGGUUGAUGUUCUUCUUGAGGAUGUGUUCUAAUGCCUACUCUUCAAUGUUGGAGCCCAACUGGGAUAGUUCUGAUUCUGCCGCAGGUUGGCAUUUAUUGGGAUGACUCAUGUACUGAGCCACAAAGUCAUAAAAUCUGAUUUUAAACCUUAACCACACUGCUGUGGUUAACCCAAACCUUAAAUUAAGACCAAAAAGCAUAUUUUUGUUUUCAUGAAUUGUUAUGCUAUGUAGCCAAGUUAAAUAGCCCAAACAACCUGAUCAUGUCCCUGCUUCAAGCAAUUUGCAAAUGAUGGUUUAUUCCUUUUUUUCGCUGUAAUUUUCUUGCCUUUGUGACAGUGACAGACCAAACUGAGGAACUUCAAUGAAAGGGUUGGUCAAAUAUGCCAAUCAGUAAUUUCUCCAUUAUAUUCUUUUAAGGUUUCUUUGGGCCAACACUGAACAGUUUCAUCCACGUGUGUAUGUACUCCUAUUACGGCCUGUCCACAAUACCCUCCAUGCAUAAAUACCUCUGGUGGAAGCGCUACCUGACUCAGGCUCAGCUGGUGAGUACACUGGUCGCGCUAGUUCACUUUUGUGUCUGAACGAUAAUGACAACCCUCUUUCGGCAUCCAUGUGGAAGUAAAAAAAAACAAGCAGCACAACCCAAAUUGGCAGUGAAUAGGCAGGAUGUGAGAACCCCUUAACUCUCAUAAAGGGAACUACCCUUCUAGUCUCUAGUUUAAGAACCCCUGUUCUAGACUAAGAGAAAUGCGCUUUAGUGUCUUCAUUAACCAACAACAUGGGAUGAUAAGAUCCAAGCAUGUUAGAGGAAUGAUAAGACUCUUUGCUCUCCCUCUGCCUCAGGUCCAGUUUCUACUGUCCAUCAUACACACCCUGGGUGCAGUCAUCAUCCCCUGUGGUUUUCCCGUCAGCUGCCUGCUCUUCCAGGUCUCUUACAUGGCCACCCUAGUCAUCCUCUUUGUCAACUUCUACAUUCAGGUACAGUAAUGACUGGGGCCAACUUCACAUGACUAUUGGAUUGAAAUGGGGUUAUGUUCAUUACAAGAAAAAUGCUUUAAAAUGUUUUGCAACAGAAAAUGUGUUAUGGAAAAGUCCAGGUAGUCCCUCCCUGGUUCAGUCCAUUUGGUGCCUAACAACCAGGACCAUGGUCUUUGUUACAUUAGGGCUUAAUUUUAAAGGCAUGUCUGAAUGUUUGUUGGUUUUUCAAUGGUUCGAAGUUGACUUAAGUCCAAAUGCUUUGAUCCCAGACCUACAGAAAAAGACAGCCCAGCGAAGACGAGAAGCUUUCUUUUGAGCAGAGCCACAUCAAGUCCAGUCAUCCAAAUGGCCACUCCGCCUUCACCAAUGGCACCAGCCUCAAGAAGAGGCAGUAG
This is a messenger RNA of Coregonus sp. 'balchen', 14829 nucleotides long. NCBI's taxonomy places the organism in Eukaryota, Metazoa, Chordata, Actinopteri, Salmoniformes, Salmonidae. The record is from the annotation of a GenBank genome assembly.